Corticium candelabrum is the source of this 5620-nucleotide messenger RNA. Its product is annotated as focadhesin-like. Bases 17 to 5374 code for a protein of 1785 amino acids. The transcript has 46 exons. The record is from RefSeq and is a predicted model, not a curated record. NCBI's taxonomy places the organism in Eukaryota, Metazoa, Porifera, Homoscleromorpha, Homosclerophorida, Plakinidae. Gene Ontology annotation, biological process: regulation of post-transcriptional gene silencing.
GCGUUAAAUAUCUGAAAUGAGUGGUCGGCGUGAAGAAUGGAGUUUCGGAAGCUGUCCUGUUCUUGCUCAGAACAUAGCUCAAUGCCUGCAAAGCAUCAAAAGUGCAGUAAACGACGGAAAUUCGAUACAGGUGAAAGAUACGAUGAAAGUUCUACUGGAUGGAUGUCAAGAUGAAAAUGCAUUCGUCAGUGACUGUUGUUGUAGUGGAUUAGUUCAGCUUGUGAAGACAGGUUACUUGGAGACUGAAAAUGCGAUCACUUCAUUGUUGAACAUAACGCCUUCGUCUCAUCAUUACGUAUUCUGUGUGAGAGCAGUCAUGGAUCUGCUUGUUCUCCAUGUUGGCAACACAGUUUGUCACACAGGAAUGUAUUUGGGUUCAUAUGGUACAAGGUCUAAUUUGCAUCCUCUUACCUCUCUCGUUCGCUGUCAAGUGGAUAUGUGGAGAAUAGUGCUGAUGGAAAUUGAGAGCAUGUUUCACACUGUUGAACCGAGAUUAUGCUCCUUUCUGGUUGACAUGUUGCAGCCUUACUUGAAACAUCAACUUUUGGACACAAGUGCUACUUCGGCAUCUUUGAAUGCAAGAACUAGUCUGUAUGCAUCUCUACUUCGUGUUGCUGAUAUGUUUAUAUGGAGAAGCAAAGGAGAAACUAAUGAACAUGAGAGAGCUUAUCUUUUUGAUUCUGCCGUGAAAUUAUCUGUUUGUCUUGUCAAGAGCCUUUCAUUCUUACAGACAAAAACAAUGCCACAACUGACUGAAGCAAUCUUGAAUUUUCAGCUGGUAGCUAAUUGGUUUUUAACCAACUCUUUGGCAGACGAAAGGGAUGAAAUAUUAAACAAUCUAUUACUGGCUGUUAUCAACUUGAGCUGUGAAGUUCAGGCUGGAGGGCUAAGUGUGCUACCACUCAUUCAAAUAGCACACAGAAUUACAAGACACGGCAGAAAUUGCGAUUGGGAUGUCUGUCUGUGUGGCACUGUCUAUCUACUUUUGAACACGGCACCAACAGAUCGACUACAUUUGCUGUACUUAUGCAAAACUUUGAUUCAACUCUUGAUUGUGACAAACUGCCGUUCUGAUUUACGAUGUAUUUUAGCAAUUGUUGUCUAUCCCAUGCUACAGAUUGUAGUGUGUGAUAGUAGUUAUAGUGUCACCAUUAUGGGUCAACAGGCUACUGGUGCAUGUCAGUCGUUGGCUGAUGAAGUUCUCUGUGCAUUGGAGAAUUGUCUUAGUGUUGAACCACAUGAAACGACUGUCGAGUGUCGAGACAGAAGGCUGGUACCUGGGGCAACACUUAGAAUUUUGACCAGUUGUUGCUUUCUUACUCAAACACUCUUAACGAGUGAAGACAAAGCAAUGCAAUGGAUUGGGUUAUUGAACACUAAUGACUCUGAUGGUAUGAUGUCCUCUGACUUCUUCACACUCGUUGUGGCUUCUCUUGUGGUGGCUGGUAAUGAGACUGUGAGAGCAGCUACACUUCCUGUUGUUGCAGAAAUAGCAGAAAGAGAACCACAGCAAGCAUUGUAUUUGCUGAAUUUGAUCUUGUAUCAACUAAAAUUGGAGAACAGCAACAAGAUGAAGUUUCGAUUCAUCUCUUAUAUUCCUUUGUUAGCUACACACAAGUUUUGUAUUCCAGCUGUUAUGAAGAUUUUGCAAACCUUUGCUAGGAAUCAGGAAAUGCAACCGGUUGCUGUUCGUCUCAUGUGCAAGCUAUGGGAGAAGCAAGAUCGUGUAUAUCCUUACCUAUUGCGGGUAGUCUCAGCCAGCUCAGUUGGACAAUCUUACAGUCAGCUGGAUUUGAAGAUUGCUCAAGCUGCUUGUAUCCAGGACAUUUGUCGUUUGAGAGCUAGUCAGCACGGAUCUGAUCUUCUUGGUCUAAUGUCAAAAAUUCUUAAUGACGUAACUGGCAAUUCCUCGAUGUCACCAGAACCGGCUGCUUUAUCUCUUGAGGCGCUUAAGUUUCUUUGUGAAGAGGAGGUGCUGGAUUUGAUGUCUGCAUGGUCACUGUUGGCUGGCAAGUUAAAGGAUGAUGAACGACCAUUAAUUCUAGUUCAGUUAUGUUCUUUAGUUGGACUUGUCCCUCAGCAGUGUGACAGCAGUGAGAACGAUGAAUUUAAAAAUGAUGCAAUUAGAUCUUUAUGGGAGUGGUCACAACAUGCGAAUCCAUUAGUUUCUAAGUCUGCAUAUCAGUCACUGUCUCACUUUAGGUUGGAUGACCUUAAGUUUAAUCAGCUGCCAUUGCAGAUUCAGCAAAUUGUACUACAAAGAGUCAGCAAGACUUUGGCGGCUCAGCUUGUACAAGAAACUUCACAAACUGAUGACAGUUCUAUCAUUCCUGGAGCUGCCAUGAUCUACUUGCUCGAGAACGUGGAAUCCAAUGAAAUCAGUGGAUUGGCAGAGUUUCUUACUGCCAUGUUAAGUUCGGAGUUGGACGGUUUGCCACGUGGUGUUGCUCGGUCUGCUCAACAUUCUGCUGUCAUGUCUGGCCCAUUAAGGGUUCUUGCUGGGCUUCCUUCACAUCUUGAACAACUUUAUGAAAAACCUUUAAGACCGGGGAUGUCCAAACACAUGGCAGCCGGGUUGUUGCUGUGUUCUUCUAUCCUCAUUGAGCUUGAGUUUAAAGCCUCUCAUAAGAUGAACACAGCAGAAUGGCGGAAACUUGCUCGAAAGUGUACACGCUACAUGACCAAUUUUAUUUAUGAGAUAUCAAUUUUACCAUCUAACUGGUUGAAGCUGCCACUUGUUGUCAAGGCAUGGAUGCUGUUUAUGGAAGUGACAGUCAAAGUAUUGUUGGAAGGACGCUGUACAGAAAUUUCUGAAUUUUCUUCCGAUACCCCUGACAUGCCAGCAGAACAUGGUGUUUAUGAAGCAUUGCUGUGGGUUCAAGAUCAGAUUGUAGAGCAGCUACAACCCCUUUCUAGAGGAACACCGGGUGUGCAGUCGAACUCAUUGUAUGCUCUUUGCGGACUCGCUUGUUCACUAUUUGGCUCCUCAUUUGAGGAUCGGCUGCGAUCAUCUCCACUCAACGUUUCUUCACCUUCAGGAAAGUCAAUUUUGUCAUGGCUUGGUGUUUUAGCAGACACAUUUUUGGUGAUCCUUGACUCAAAUUAUGAGCCACAAGAUGGUAUUCUAGACUUUUGUGGAGUGAAAGCUGGAAAGCCAGUAUCAGCUAUGGCUCGUGUAGCAGCAGUUCUAUGCUUGGCUGAAUUAUCUUCUUGGUUGUUUGUACAUUACUUUCCAAAGUUUCAGUUUAUUGUGGGAGUGCUGAUGGGGUUGGCAUCUAGAAGGACACAGAGUGAGCCGAAUGUAGUUUCUGACAAGAAACAAAUGUCUCCUGUAAGAAGCAGCUGCUGUUUUGCACUUGGUGUAAUGUUGGAUCGUCUAACAAGUGGAGAGAGUGAAGGAGAGAUUAACUGGCUGCUAAAAGACAUUGUAAAAGUAGUUCAACCAAGCGCAUUUGAGAAUCGCAACUGUGGAUUGAUCUUGACUGCUGGUGUGUUGGUGAAAGUGAUAUCACGGCUAGGCAUGAGUGAGUUGCAGAAUGCCAGACGUCUUUGGUCAGAUCUUAGACAAACAGUAGUCAAUGCAAAAUCAGAAGAAAUGGCACCUGAAUUUUGUGAAUGUUGUUGCCUUGCAUUUUCAUCUUCUUCAUUGCAUCUGUUUGAAAUGAACUUGCUGACUGAUGAUGAAGUUAUGGUAUCAGUAAAUAUCAUUAGAGAAUUAAAUCAACACCAUUCCAAAGUGCCGGGAAUUUGUGCCAGCCUGGGUGGAUUGGUAUAUGGAGCUGCUAGUUAUGGGUUGUCUGAUGCUGAGGAAAUUGGGAAGCAAUUGCUUGAAGAGUGGCUUUCAUCUAUAACUUCUGAUGCUGAGUCGGGUUUUCUGCUACCUCAAGUGUGGGGUUUAGUUGGUUUGUUUGGAUGUUUGAUGCAUAUACCGAGAGAAAAAUCAUUUUCUGGCAGAGUCUUUUUGGAUAGUGGACUGUUGAAAUUUUUAAACUAUUUAAAGAAAAUGGCUUCUUUAAAAUCAGAGUUAUGUGCCCAUGCUGCUUGGUUUAUUGGUUUGGUGGCAUCAACUGUGAGGCAACAUGAUAGUUUUGUGGUUCCUAUUGGCUACGAUUACUUGCCUGAAACUAGUAUUCUCAGAUCACUUUUUGAUUGGCUUCGCAUGACAUGUCACACAGCAUCCGCUGUGGUUGGACUGGACAAUCAUCUGAAUGCUGUAAUAUCAGCUCUCACCACUGUUCCAAAGGGAAAGUUUCCUCCUGCUGACUGGAAUUCAGUUCUAACAGCUCUAGUUCACUGUCACGGAGACUUCACAACAGAAAUUUGUUUGAAGUUUGCAUCAGUUCAUGUGUGUACGGGCAAUGUGAUGUCAUUUGUGAAGACGCAGAUGUCACAACAGAGAUUCAAUAACUUGUCGCUGUCUUGUAAAAAGCUUGCUCUCUCAUGCUUUCCUGGAUGUGCACUCAUUGUACCACAUAAGCAACUUGAUAUGAUGAUUAAUGAGAUCGUAGUGCCAUUGUUUAAGGCUGACUAUCAAGACAAGCUUGAUUUAUGUCGAGAAGCAUUUGCUGCUUUACUCAUUGUGUUAAGGAACAACAAAAUGUUGUCUGCUCAAGCACAAGAUGUCGUGUUCAGUGCUGUUUUAUGUAUCGUUAGUGAGUGGCUGUCUUGGUCAGAAACACUGGCUCUACAAUGCAUAGAAAUCAUGUCUGAUUGUCUGGCACAACUUCAAGCAGAACGACUUCGCCACAUAUUGACAAGUAUGUUAGCAGACUUUCAGGAGGACAGCAAGCAGGUAAUAAUGCAUUCUGUCACUGCUGUAAUUGUUGAGCGCCAUCAUUUGUCACUGUCUUGGCUUGAACUGCCGAUAACGUAUCUUCUCUCAAGGGCAUCUGUUAGUAGUAACGGCUUCAAGAUGGUUUUGAAUCAUGUCUUAGACGCAUUGUCAAGGCAGGGUCGCAUUUUGGUAGCUGCUGGGCAGCAUGCGGAUAUUGUUGUGUGGUCACUUGAACUGAUGGGAUAUGUUCGCUCAUUUUCACAAGGCCAAAAACUUAAUAGUCAGACGAUGAAGGUUGUACUGCUACUACUGUGUCAUAUUUGGAGUGUUAGCAGCAGCCUUGAAGUUGGAAAUCAUCUAGUUUGUCAAGAUACGGUAAAUAAUCUUGAUCUCUCCUUGCUACCGUCCGUUUUCUCGGCUCUCACUACUGUCAGACAUUGGGAUGCAUCUUUAGAAAAGUUGGCUUCAUGGCUGCGCUGGGCAACUGAUGCUUGUUCUGAUAUGUUGCUAUUAUCAUCAGUGUUGGAAGCUUGUUUUCGGGAACUGAGGCAUUGUACUCUUUACCGUCAAGUACUUCCUGCUGUUGAUCUCCUCUCGUAAAUGUACCAGUCAAUUUUAGCAAGAAGUAAAUUAAUUAAUUAAUUAAUUACUACACGCUAUUGUGAAUGUUGUAGUUUUUGUUGGGGUUUGACUUCCAUUGUAUACAAGAGGGUGAAGUGUUCAGUUGUAAAGGCCUGUUGCUUCGUAAGUAGUUGGACAAUGUAAUUCACAAGGUGUCGGUUGUCGAUUACUUUAUCUUUCAUUUUUGUACUAAAUAAAUAACUAGAUGAGGCAUAAAAACGAACU